Anguilla rostrata (American eel) is the source of this 1107-nucleotide messenger RNA. RefSeq names its product aquaporin-1-like. Gene Ontology annotation, molecular function: ammonium channel activity; glycerol transmembrane transporter activity; carbon dioxide transmembrane transporter activity. Gene Ontology annotation, biological process: hyperosmotic response; carbon dioxide transmembrane transport; renal water transport. The transcript is spliced from 4 exons. Gene Ontology annotation, cellular component: membrane. The record is from RefSeq and is a predicted model, not a curated record. Bases 171 to 959 code for a protein of 262 amino acids. Lineage: Eukaryota; Metazoa; Chordata; Actinopteri; Anguilliformes; Anguillidae.
AGCAAUUGAAUCGUAUUCGUCAGCUGUGGUAGGCUGUUUACGACGGGCAAGAAGAGAAAAGAUAGGAUAUUUGCUUUUCUUAUUGUUGUACAAGCCUGAUCGCUAGGGAAAGCAUAGCCUACCUCAACUCUGAGCAAACCACUGCAUGCUACUACUGAUUAACUAUAGUCAUGACGAGAGAACUCAAAACCUGGGCCUUCUGGAGGGCCGUUCUGGCCGAGCUGCUGGGCAUGACUCUUUUCAUAUUCGUUGGUAUUUCAGCUGCAGUCGGGGACAAAGACACCGGGCCACAGCAAGAAGUGAAGGUCGCAUUAGCCUUCGGUCUGGCCAUUGCCACCCUGGCUCAGAGCUUGUGUCAUGUAAGCGGGGCCCACCUCAAUCCAGCGAUUACCCUGGCUACGCUCAUUAGCUGUCAGAUAAGCGUGUUCCGAGCUGUGUUCUACAUUCUGGCGCAGAUGCUUGGGGCAGUCUUUGCCAGCGGCAUUGUGUAUGGAGUGAGACCGAACACCACAGAUUCCCUUGGAGUUAACAAGCUAAAUGGUGUUGCUGUGGCUCAAGGCUUCGGUAUAGAAUUCCUGGCAACCUUUCAGCUGGUCCUGUGCUUCAUAGCAACCACAGAUAAAAGGCGGUCUGAUGUCACAGGCUCCGCCCCCCUGGCAAUUGGUCUUUCAGUGGGUCUGGGUCAUCUUGCAGCAAUGCGCUACACCGGAUGUGGAAUUAACCCUGCUCGUUCCUUUGGCCCAGCGGUCGUUAUGAGAGCCUUUGAAAACCACUGGGUGUACUGGAUAGGCCCUAUCAGCGGGGGCCUGGUAGCUGCCCUUGUCUAUGACUACCUCCUCCACCCCAAACUGGGUGACCUCACCGAGCGCCUGAAGGUUCUGUGUUAUGGCUCCGAGGAUGCUCCUGCACAAGAACCACUGCUUGAAGGUUGUAGUGCUGCCCAGUGGACCAAAGGGUGAAUGUAUUUGAAGACCAGAUGGCAUCAUGGGAAGAAAUAUAAAUGCAAUGCUUUGGGCUUCCUCCUGAAUGUAUUAAAAUUGCAUUGGCUAAGCUACGGUUUUUUUUCUGCUCAACCAAAUAAACUGCCAUUGGUGUCAAUGAAAUUUA